Molecule: messenger RNA, 192 nt
Organism: Sphenostylis stenocarpa
Lineage: Eukaryota; Viridiplantae; Streptophyta; Magnoliopsida; Fabales; Fabaceae
Source: the annotation of a GenBank genome assembly
AUGGGUAGGAGAGGAGGGGGAAGGGGGUGGAGACAGGUGGCAGAUGACUCAGGAGAAGGGUGGAAUGAUGAGCAAGAAAUGGAGAGAGAGGGAAAGGAUGUGGAUGACGUGAGGGAGAGCGAGAGAGAAAGAGAAAAGCAGAAAAUAAAGAAGCGAUGGCUUUCAUUUGCCCAAAGCAAAUGGGAUUCUUGA